Messenger RNA from Cladophialophora psammophila CBS 110553, 606 nucleotides. RefSeq lists its product as uncharacterized. The record is from RefSeq and is a predicted model, not a curated record. The coding region runs from base 1 to 606 and encodes 201 amino acids. The transcript has a single exon. NCBI's taxonomy places the organism in Eukaryota, Fungi, Ascomycota, Eurotiomycetes, Chaetothyriales, Herpotrichiellaceae.
AUGUCUAUCCUCAACCCGGAGUACGGGAAGCUUUACGGGCAAUACAAGCAAGCCACAGACAACGUUUUGUCUUGGAUCAGAGCUCUCUACAACCGUCCGAGCACGAUUCCCCUGAACAGUCAUCUUCAGUUGGCUGUCUCAACCGUUCAAGACGGAAUCAAAAUACCUGAGGACAUACUUGAAGACCUGAGAACAGCAAUCGACCUAAGAAGCAAGACGGCCGAGUUUCAUAGGCAAAGUGGAACAUCAGACCACGGACACGACCACUUCAUUACAAUUCUUCAAAGGAUCUCGUGGAUCUUCUCUCCUUCGAGACCGUCAACACCGGAAUCGACCUCCACAAGUUCGACACUUCCAUUACCCGCUCCCUAUCAGCAAGAGUCCUUCACACCCCAAGCCCCUACUCCUCCCUUCCAGGGGUAUUUACCACCAUUUCCUUUGCAGCAGGAAUGGUGCCCUCCUCCGUUCUGUGCAUUCGAUUACACUUAUCAAUAUCAGCAACAGCCCAGCGGCGCCUUCUAUUCACCACCUUCUUUUCCGCCGUCACCACCCGGCCUCUAUCCGGCAUGGAGUGUAUCUUAUCUCAAUACUCUCCUAUCGACCUAG